Molecule: messenger RNA, 14502 nt
Organism: Hippopotamus amphibius kiboko
Lineage: Eukaryota; Metazoa; Chordata; Mammalia; Artiodactyla; Hippopotamidae
Gene: STARD9
Product: StAR related lipid transfer domain containing 9
Biological process (GO): spindle assembly; microtubule-based movement
Cellular component (GO): nucleus; centriole; cytoplasm
Molecular function (GO): lipid binding; ATP binding; microtubule binding
Source: RefSeq, a predicted model, not a curated record
UGGGGCUUGGUUUGGGGUUAGGGCCGGGGAUGCUGCAGCUGGGCCGACCUGCGGGGUUUGAGCCGUGGCCGAGGGAUGGCCCAUGUGCGGGUGGCCGUGAGGGUCCGGCCCCUCAGCCAGAGGGAGACCAAAGAAGGGGGAAGAAUUAUUGUGGAAGUUGAUGGCAAAGUGGCAAAAAUCAGGAAUUUAAAGGUGGACAGUCGACCUGAUGGCUUUGGCGACUCCCGGGAGAAGGUUGUGGCAUUUGGCUUUGAUUACUGUUACUGGUCAGUCAACCCAGAGGAUCCCCAGUAUGCAUCUCAGGAUGUGGUGUUCCAGGAUUUGGGGACUGAAGUACUGUCUGGAGCUGCCAAAGGCUACAACAUAUGCCUUUUUGCCUAUGGGCAGACAGGCUCUGGGAAGACAUACACCAUGCUGGGCACCCCAGCGUCUGUUGGGCUGACACCACGGAUAUGUGAGGGUCUCUUCGUCAGGGAGGAAAACUGUGUCCCACUACCUUCCUCCUGCAGAAUAAAAGUAAGCUUCCUAGAAAUCUAUAAUGAACGAGUGCGGGAUCUGCUGAAACAGUCUGAUCAAAAAAAGACCUAUAAUCUGCGGGUCAGGGAGCACCCAGAGAUGGGGCCCUAUGUACAAGGUUUAUCUCAACACGUAGUUACCAACUAUAAGCAAGUAAUUCAGCUCUUGGAGGAGGGAAUAGCAAACAGAAUCACAGCAGCAACCCACGUUCAUGAGGCCAGCAGCAGAUCCCAUGCCAUCUUCACUAUCUACUAUACGCAGGCAAUCCUGGAGAACAACCUCCCCUCUGAAAUCGCUAGCAAGAUCAACCUUGUGGACCUAGCAGGCAGUGAAAGAGCAGAUCCCAGUUACUGUAAGGACCGGAUUACUGAAGGAGCCAAUAUCAACAAGUCUCUUGUGACUCUGGGAAUCGUCAUCUCCACUUUAGCCCAGAACUCUCAGGUAUUCAGCAGCUGCCAGAGCCUCAACAGCGCAGUGAGCGAUGGUGGUGAUAGUGGGAUCCCUAGCUCUCCUUCCGGGACCACUAGUGGAGCAGGACCCUCCCGGAGGCAGUCUUACAUCCCCUACCGGGACUCUGUGUUGACCUGGCUGCUGAAGGACAGCCUCGGUGGCAACUCCAGAACCAUCAUGGUUGCCACUGUGUCUCCUGCACACACUAGCUACAGUGAGACCAUGAGCACACUGAGAUAUGCAUCCAACGCCAAAAACAUCAUCAACAAGCCACGGGUAAAUGAGGAUGCAAACGUGAAGUUGAUCAGAGAACUCAGGGAAGAGAUUGGAAGACUGAAAGCAAUGCUGCUGAGCUUCGAGCUGAGAAACGUACGUUCAUUGAAUGAGGGAAAGGAUGAAAAUUUGAAGGAACUGGCUCUCCAAAAUGAAUUGAAGAUUGACCAGCUGACUAAGGACUGGGCCCGGAAGUGGAAUGAGUGGAAGGCCCUCGUGGAGCAUUACAGGGUGGACAUCAACAGGAGGAGGGCCGGGCUGGUCAUCGACUCCAGCCUGCCACACCUGAUGGCCUUGGAGGACGACGUGCUCAGCACAGGUGUCGUGCUCUAUCACCUCAAGGAGGGGACCACAAAAAUAGGAAGGAUUGACUCAGACCAGGAACAGGACAUUGUCCUGCAGGGUCAGUGGAUCGAGAGAGACCACUGCACUAUCACCAGCGCCUGUGGGGUCGUCGUUCUGCGGCCUGCCCGCGGGGCCCGCUGCACAGUCAAUGGCCGGGAGGUCACUGCCUCCUGCCGUCUGACCCAAGGAGCAGUCAUAACCCUGGGGAAAGCACAGAAGUUCCGAUUCAACCACCCUGCAGAGGCCGCCGUCCUCCGGCAGAGGAGGCAGGUUGGAGAGGCUGUUGGUGGCAGUGGCUCUCUGGAGUGGCUGGACUUGGAUGGAGAUGUCACUGCCUCUCGGAUGGGUCUCUGCCCUUUGCUUUGGAAGGAAAGGAGAGUGCUGGGAGAGCAGAGUGACGAGGACCACUGGCCACCGAGGGCUGGAGAGACACCCCACAGGGCCCAGAUUCAGCAGCGGCCGAGCUUCGUGGGGGAUUUGAGGCAGCGAAUCCUAGCAGGACAGAUUAGAGCCAAACAGGAACCGGAAUUGGACGAGACGCGCGCCAGCUGGCAGGUUGUAGAUGACCAGCAGUGGCUGCUCAGAGAAGAGACCUGGCCGGCCCGCUUGCAGCAGCCGCCGCAGCAAGCCCGCGUAGCAGAGAAAGAACUUGCAUCUGCUCUGCCCUCUGAUUCCUGGUGCCAGACAGACCCUGAGACUCAGCCACCCCCCCUGGUCCGAAGCCGGAAAAGGGUGGUGCACCCGCAGCUCCUGCGGAGACUCGUGCAUCGGGCAGCAGAGCGGGACGUCCGGCGGAGAAGGGUGUCAUUCCAGCUGGAGAGGAUCAAGAAGCAGAGGCUGCUGGAGGCCCACAGGAGACCACAGCAGCUCAGGGCGCUGUGCCGACUGCAGGAUGACCGCCCCUGGAGGGCCCCCUUCCUGGCCCCCCGCCCCGGUGCCCUGGUCCCAGGGCCUCAACGUAGAAGCAGAUUGACACGUUGCAGUUCUUUGAGCCUCCGAAGGCCCUGUGGCUGGCACUCGGUCCAGCUGCACAGUGUUUUCCUGAAUCCGGAUCUGUCCACCACGUUACCUCCUAUGCCUGACCCUACUGAGCAAUUAUCAGAGAAAACCCCAUCAGAAGAGUAUUUGCCCCAGGCUGCUUCUUACCCGCUAAGGACAAGGCAUGUCAUCAAGCAUGCCCUCCGUUCCUCAGGUGAGGGGCAGCUCUGCACAGCCAGGAAGGCCCUGGCCAAGAAGGGAGCCUCACCCCCAGGCACCAGCCUCACCAAGAGCUCUGAGUCUGCCAUUGUCCAGGAAGCAGAGAGCGUGGGUAAGCAGCCCUGUCGGGUGGUGGCCCAGAGAUUAGCAUCUCUGGGCCAGUCAGCUAACAAGCUAAAGCCAUGGGAUGAGCCAGAGGUCCUCACCCCUUCCACCCGGAACAGGAGGGCUAGCCACGCACUAGUGGGGUGGGGAAAAGAAGGGAACAUUGGGCCCCCCGAGGCUGCUAAGGGAGCCAGUUGCAGUUCCUCACAUCCCCAUGUCCAACAGACAGCUGGGUGUGGGAAGGCGGCCAAGACUUUCUGGGCGGAAUCCACACCACCCUCUCCAAGGAGGGUCCUGGCAGCUAGGGUCAAAAAGUCCUCUCGCUUUGCUUCACGGCAGCCCUUUGAAGAGGCAGCAUAGUCAAGGGACCCAGACACCAUGGCCUCACUCACAGAUUCCAGCCCUGUAAUGGAUCUUGGAAGAGAAAAGGGUGGUGAUUUAUCUGACGCAGAUAGCGGUCACUCAGUAGAUUCUCUCUCCUGUGUCUGUGCCAAAGCCCUGCCGGCACCACUGAAGCUGGAGGAGCCCCAGGGGAAGCAGCGGGAUCUCCCGGAGCCAGAUGACUCCGAAAGUGACGACAGCCAAAUAUCUGAGGACUCGCUGGCCGAGAAGGGGUACCAAAGCCCGCGGGACAGCCCAGGGCACAGUUAUCUCACCAAUGGCCACGGCUGCUUCAGGGCCAGAGCUCGAGCCUCUGUGAGGGGCUUCACCACGUCCUCAGGCAGUCGACUAUUCACCCAGACUCACAGGAGCUUUUCCCUCGACAGCCUGAUUGACGCUGAGGAAGAACUGGGGGACCACCAGCAAGAAGGGCCUUUCUUCGGUUCAGCUGACGAGAUGCCCACGGAGACUUUCUGGCGCCUGCAGAGCUCCAGUCUGCCCGCAGGGGACCAGGAGGCAGUGUGCCAGCUUGGUCCCAUGAGCCACAGAGCAGGAGUCAGGCUGGGUGCUGUCCUGCCGGUGAGCAGCUCAUUUUACUUGGCGCCCCAGCCCCCCUGUGAGCAGCCUGAGUUGGCGGUGGAGGCAGAACAAGCCAACACUCUCCAAGACGUGCAGGUUUCAAGAGGGAGCCCUCUGGUGUCCGUGGAUUCCUGGUUCUCCUGUGACUCCAAGAUCAAUCCCAGCAGCCCCCCACGUUCUUUAUGUCCAAGUCCUGAUGUCCAGAAUGUUCAGCCCUGCAGUUGGGAGAGGCCUGGAUACUGGCACAAUAUGGAAGAACUAAAGUCAUCAGGUACAGAAACAGUCCUGCCCUACAACUCUGAACUGCCCCCAGGCAGUGCUGAGCUGCCCUGCAGUGUCAGAAAUGUGUACACUGUCCCUAUUUCUGAUACAACGAGGGUGUCCUUCUGGGGUUCCUGCAGGCUUCUUCAGCCAGGAGCCGAUGGUGCCUUUCAGCCCAGAGGGGUCCCUGACACGGUCCAGCAGGACGUCUCUGAAGCACCUAACUCUAGUGUGUCAAGCUUGUUGGCUGCCUCUGCCACCUCAUUCACUUAUGUUGGCAGCGCCUGUGAGAGAGACUGGGCUGCCCUUCAGCAAAAGUACCUCCUUGAACUGUCUCAUCCUGUUUUGGAGGCCACAGGCGUGCCCAGGCCAGCUUUCCCCUCCCUCGAGGGAGACUCUGGUUCCCUGACUCAAGCUUCUGGCAGGGAAGGGGAUGCUCUAUUGCCAAUUGGUCCUGGGGUAUCUAGCAGCCCGGAUUUCAACAACUUUCCUAUCCAUCUGUCCAAAAUUAGGCGUUUGAGAGCUGAGAGAGAACAGGACAGUCUGAGUGUCGAGCUAGAAGGUACUUCAGAUUUCUUUACAAUUAGUGAGAAAGAGGUGAGUCGUAGUGGAACUUAUUCAGCAGACAUAGAAUCAUCGACUUCUGGAACUACAAAUGCACAGGUCUCCGCAGCAGAGAACCAGACAGCACAUCCCGUGAUGGAAGCACGGGGAGUCAAAGAGAGCAGCUUGGAAGAGUCACCUCAGAGUAGUGAGAAACUUGGACACAUGGCGUCCUCUGAGGAAUGUUUCGUCAUGAGGAACCCUUGUCACCAUAUCGUCACCAUAGCCACCAAAGACCCCCAGUGGCCCCGAGGCUGGGCUCCUUUGAGGAAGAAUAGUGCAGGCCCAGCGGGGCAAUUAGGUCAGGACAGCCACCGCCCCCCACAGGAAGAGAAGGCAGACUCUCAGGAGAGCUCCAAGGAAAUGAGUGGAAGACACAACAAGCUUUCCUUUGCCUUUCCUUCAGGUCCAGAGCUGUACCUCCACUCUGCUCCCUGGAAUCCACUCCCAUCUUCCCUGCAGCCACCUCCCUUGGAAACAUUCUAUGUGACCAAAAGCCGAGAUGCCUUCACAGAAACUGCCUUGGAAAUCCCGGCUUGCAGGGAAGCAAAGGUGCCCUCCCCACCCCCCAGGGACGUGUGGGGCUUUGGACAUGAGCACCAAGUCCUCCAAAAUGUGUAUGUGAAGAAUGAAUUGCCAGUACUGUUACAAAGCCAGAAUUCCAAGAUUGUGUCAUCUCAGCAGGUCACAGCAGAGAGGCCAGUUGAUCUGAACACCAAGGAAGUGAGUAGAGAAAAAGGGAAAUGCCUUGGAAACAAUGAAGAAGAAAGCCAUAAUUCAGUUUAUUUUUUUGUCACUCAGAACAGACAUUUUCUUCCAUCUACCAGCAUAAAAGUAUGUGAGUUUGAAAAUCAAGUUGGAAUUUUAAAUAAACAUAGUCUUCCAACACUCGGGCAGGGAGAAAAGGCUACUGUACAAUCCUACUGCAGUGUUUCCUCGGACAGUUCUGGGUCAAGGCAGCCUCUCCUGGUGUGUGAAUCUGAGACGGGUGGGGAGGAAGAGCAGGGUCAGGAUGCAGUCCUCAGACAGACCCAGGCCUUUGACACGAAGACACAGUUUCCUUCUCGGGUCAGCUCUGAUUUCAUCUAUAAAACCAUCAAUUUAGGCCUUGACAAGGACAAGAUAGGGGAAGCUGCUCUUUCUUUGAAGUCCAGAUCAGUACAUCAUAGAGUAAGUAGCCCAGAGACAGUGGCCCGGGAUGAGAGUCCAACCCACAAGAGGGAAAGGGGGAAUGAAAUCAGGGUUCUUGGAAGAGUGGUGCAUCCCAAAGAUGGCUCAGAAGAGUUUCAGCUUCUACAGGCAGAAUCUACAUAUGAAAGAUUCCAGUCUUCACGCUCUCAGGAAAGAAACCUCGGUGAAUGCAAGGUCCCGGGAAAGACACAAGGAACGUUAAACCCCAAAGAAGAACCUCCUGGAAAGAAAUGGAAUAAAAGAAUUAAUAAUGCUGCUGAGAUGGCCAGGCUAAUUAGGAGUGUAAUGCAGCUGGAAAAUGGAAUCUUGGAAAUUGAAUCCAAACAGAGUAAACAGCUAUAUGCUUCCCACACACCAGGAGUCAGUAAGGAGUUUAUGUUCCAGGACCAGAAGGACCAGGAGAUGGCUGACCAUGUGCUGAGGCAGGGCAGCUUUAGAAACCACCUGUCCUUCAAGGAUCAGCCAUCUUCUCCAAAACAGACAGAUGAUGCUGUCUUUAGGGAUGGGGAAGCUAGAGAAAUGGAAGUUAACAGUAGCAUUGACCCCCGGGUACACGACGUCAGAUUUGUGAGAGGGCGCGCCUACCCGGCUGUAUUAGGUAGAGCCGCCAGGGACACUGGUGAUUGUUUAGGGAAAUGUACAGUUUGCAGAGAAUGCACCAACACUUCUGCUCAUCCAAGGACAAUGAAAGCUUCAGCUGGAACUCUGCCGUUGCAGCCCAGGCCUGAGAGGACUUCUGCAGAGGGCGAGCUGGGGAAUGCAGCACCCCCCAGACGGCAGCCUCGUGGCUUGGGAAGUCUUAAGGAGCUGGAGGCUGUGAAGGGUUUUCAGGAAAGCCAUCUUGCCAAACACAUACGUAAUUCUAAGCAAGCGGAGCCAAAAGGUCAAGGCAGAGUUGAAGAAACAGCUGUGCAACGAGGGAGCCUACAGGAGAAAAACAAAGUGGUCUUGUCGACUCAGCAACUCCCUGGUCUGUGCCAGCAUUGUGUGCGCACAUUUUUCAGCCAAGAGACCGGCCUGUUGCCGAGCCAGCCAGACUCCUGUAUGGCUCCUCACCAAGACCUGAGUAAUGCCUUGCCCUUGAAUUCAACACAGCUGCCAAGAAGCUGUCUUUAUGCACCUGAUACCGUAGGCAUCCCUUCUGUGGACUAUGUGCUGGAUCCCACCGUGUUGAAAAUGCCCACCAGCCCCUUGGUAACUGGAGUGGGGCGUCAGGGCCAGGGUGGAGAGCCUGGGCGUCACAGUCCGCAGGGAGGUGAUAGAUGGGGCUCCUCCAGGACGCACCCUGAAUGGUGGGGGUCUGUGACAUCCAUGACCGUGGGAUCUCGUGGUUCAUCCAGUGCACCAGGGAGCAUUCCCCUGGGGGCAGAGGGCAGGAGGUCAGUAAGCACCAGUCCCCAAGACCACGGAGGGAGCCUCAGAAGGACCUUGAAGGGCUUGGGUAGCAAGGUGGGUUCUCCUGAGGCCAAGGCAGCUGUACCAAAAGGGCCAGACAAAGCCAGUUCCCUGAACAGGGCCUCUAGCCCCCUUGAAAGGAGGGCCAGCUGCCCCUUAGAAGAGGCGGACAGCCGAGGCAGGGACGUGAGGCAGAAGGCAGAGAAGGAGGCUGAGGACCUCAGUCCUGCUAGUAGUGGUGCUUUCUCAGCACCUGUGUCCCUACCAGGGGUGCCUCAGGCGGAGCCCUCUGCCCAUCCACCCAUGUGCCUGGCUGAGCUGGAGGAGACAGGACAGGCAGAGGCCCAGGGGAAGCAGCUUCACAACGUGGUGGCUGGGGGCACAGUCCUUCCCUACGGUGAGACUUUAUUAGAACCUGGAUGUUCUUCAAGGGGCCCUGGCAGGCCUCAUUGUCCACAAAUGGGCCAGUCACUGUCAGACAGGACCAGAAAUGAGAGUGAAGCACAGGGAUUCCAUGCGGCAUCUCUCUCUGCUGAACCAGGACACCUGUCAGUGGAUGAGAGGACAUCUGUCCUUUGGGCCACAGCCCCCUCUGCAGACAGCUGUCACUCUCUGCCCAACACUGACGCUAACACAGAGCCACGGCCUCCCUCACGGACUUGCCCCCACGCUGACCCUGCUCCAGGUAAAAGCCGUUGCACCGGAAAACCGAGACAUUUCCUGGGAGCAGGUGAACAUUUUGUGUGUCACGCUAGCUCUUCUGAAAUCAUAGAGAAAGAGAGAGAAGCAACCAGAACACCUUCCUCUGCUACCGCUUUGAGCUCAGGCAGUCUUCCUGCUUCAGCAGCCGUGGAGCAGGACAGGAGGGUAGUAGCGGAGGAGGCAGGGGCUGCCUCAUCUUCUCAGGCCCCUUCUGAUUCUGAUGAUGCUGGAGGGAGUCCACGUGGGCGAGGCCCGCUCGCUGCCUGGGAGGCCGCGGAGGGCCUGCCCCUUGGCCAUCAGGAGAGCAGCCCAGCCCACCAAGAACCUGGGACUCUGGGCAACAUGUGGGGAGGAGGUUCUGGUAACUUGCUAGCGGCUGCGAAGGGAGGAAAAACAACCAGUUUUGAAAGUCACCCUGUGAUCUGUGAUGUUCAGAAUUCUGCUAUUCUCUCAGGGCCUAAUCAAGACCAGGGCCAAUGCCUUGAGGCUUUCGCUGGCUUAGAAGAAGGGAAGGCAAGUCCCAAACGGGAUACCGUGCUGCCUGGAGCCCUGAGAGGGAUUGAACCGGAAGCUCCCUUGCAGCAGCCUGUGAAGCGGGAAGGGAGUGUCGGCUCUGGGCCGGCAGAAGCCUGCAGGGCCAGCGACAAAGGUCCUAGGCCAACUCUGUUGCCAGAUCAGAGACCCGGGGGAGUCAGGGAGGAGGCGCCAUGCAGAUGCCUGCAGGAAACUUCAGAUUGUGGUGUCUUCUCAGGGAGCACUGAAGGCAGCAGGACCCUCAGCACGUCUGGGGGUCAAGAAGACAGCAGAUCUCGUCCUUGCCAGCAACUGUGCAACCCUCAACCCGUUGCUUCCGGGGCCCAUGCCUCCCCGUCCUCCACUUCACUGUGUUACAGAGAUGGUGACCUGGGCAAGGGGGCUUCCGAGGCCACCCCACACACUCACCACCUACCCUGCAUGGUUCCCUCCAGGGCCUGGGGAAUGGAGAGAGGAGAGGGCCAUUGCAGGGAACCUGAUGUGCUCUUGGCACAUGGCCUUGAGCCCAAUGGCAUUGACGUGGAGUUGGGGCCAGCAGAUGGCAGCACUCCAAAGCCCUCCGCGGCUGCUACUCUCCUGCCUCAGGCUCAGGGCUGCAGCUCCCCUUCCGCCCCUGACGCGAGGACAAGUCCCCUCAGCCCCUCGGUUGUUGAUGGAAGCUCCAAGUCAGUAGGGGCUCCUGAGAAAAAGGCUUCCGAGAAGAAAGUCAGCACUGAGCUUGAGGCUCUGCCUUUCUGCGCAGACAAGUGCUCUGAGCCACCUGGGAGGUUUCCAGACAGCUCUGCUGGUGGCCAGAGUGCACAGAGCUCUCACCCCAAGCCAGAACCACCUGCAACAGUUGGGGGACCACACAGCCUGAAUUUAAGUGAGAGUGAGCUGCUGGCAGGACCACAACAUGGAUGCUUGGGAAAUGCCAUCAAAUGCCUUCCAGAAAAGCCACAACGUUCCUCUGAGUCCAGAGAUCACAGUGGCUUGGAUCCCCAAGCCAAAUUCAUAGCACAGUUAAAGUACAUCUCCAGUUCCCAGGCUGACAGUCUCUGGGAGGAGGAAGAGCAGCAGAGAGACCAGGCUUCAGGUGGCCGAGAAGACCCUGCCCGGGGCAGGAGCCCCACAUGUGCUGACGAAGGUGGCUUGGACAGCUGUCAGAUUAGAGGUGCAGGCAGAGAGGGCGUGGCAGUGGCCAGGCCCCCUGCAGGCUUCGGAGGCUCAGCCACUGUCCCCUUGGGGAAACGUGGAGCACGCUGGAGCCCCAAGCAGUCCUCUUCUGGCGGGGAGCAGCGGGCGCCCCACCACCGGGGCUCACUUCCCGCGAUUGCAGUCUUCUCUGGCCACAGACACUUUAGACCACGGUUCUCUGUGGUCAGCUCUUCCCGGUCUCUUCAGGAGCUGAAUUUGAGCAUGGAGCCCCCUUCCCCAACAGAUGAGGAUAUACAGGAGACUAGCAGAUUGUGGACCCCACAUCCCAGGGGCUCUUCCUCAGGAAAGUCUGCAGCAGGAAUGUCUCUGAAAGCUGAGGGCUGUGAUCAGGCAGCCUCUUCUGACUUGGACAGUAUCACUGCUGAUCCCAGGCCCCUGCCACCUGCACCCCCUCCUUACCCAGCGACUUCAGCUCUCUCAUGUAUGCCAACCCCCAAUCUCACGGCCGUCCAUCCAUCUGGUACUCGGGAGCAGGCCCAGCCAGGAAAGCCGGAGAGACUGGGAGGCCAGGCCAGGCCAGAGGAGCAGCACUCUGAGGCGGGUGGAGGAGCCCUGCUCUUCAGCUCCAGUGACAUCAAUCCCUGCAUCCUGCCCUUGCGUCCUGAGGGGCCUGCGCGCAUUGGCUGGAAGCAGUAUGUGUUUGGCAGUGCAGUUGAUGUCUCCCAUGGCCCCACAUCCCAGGGCCUGACACCAUCAAACGUAGCCCAGUGUUCCAGCAAGGACGACAGCCUAGAUGACCAGAACUCCCCAUUCCACUCCCACCUCAGCACCUUGGCCACCGCCUGGGGCCUGUCGAGCCCACGCAGCUGCAUUGAAAAUGCCCAAGGUUCACUGGAGGCCUGGCAAGUAUGGGGUUCCUCGUUUGCGCCGGGGAACCCCCACAUACUGAUCAGCUCUGAAAGGGCAGCCCCCACUAAGGGUCCUGAUGAGAGAGUCGGGCUCCCAGGCACCCCUGAUGAAGCAGGCUGUCUGAGGAGGGAGCCUCCCUUGGCUAAAGGAAAUGCUGCAGGUCCAGUGGAUGAGAUUAUGCUACUAUAUCCAUCAGAGGUGGGCGGCCCUGUGGGUCAGUCCAGGAUGAACACCUUGGAGCAGGGCACACAGACCCUGGGCUGCAGUUCCCGCUGGAGCUACACUGACCUCUCCUCUGCUCAGUCGGAUCUGGCCUCCUGGGCCAGCAUGCACAACCUCUCUCUCCACCUCGCGCAGCUCUUGCACAGCACUUCGGAGCUGCUGGGGAGUCUCUCCCAGCCAAGUGUGGCCCAAAAGGAGUGGAAUGCCAAGAGGGAGACCCCAGGUGCGGUGCCCCAGGCCCUGAGGAUGAACAGCUGUACUCAGACCACCAUGGAUGAGGGCAUCCAGACCGACCUGGCGUCACCAUCUCUGUACCUCCAGGCCUCAGAGGCCAACCCUCAGAAGGUCCAUGUGGUCCAUGAAGGCCUGGGCUCAGAACUCUCCAUCACGUCUCAGGAAAAGGGACAUGUCCCAGGGACACUUAAGAAGAGAGAGGCAGAUGAGACAGCACAGAAAAUAACAGAGCUCCUGGGUCUUCAGGAAGAAAGCACCCUCUGCAGGCCCUGGAGCGCCCCCAUACCCUCAUCCCACUUGAGUUUUCAGAAAGUCCCCUUUGGGCAGAACCUGCCUUCUCUGAGCUCUCAGGCUUCUUUGGAUGCCCCCCUGCCUUCCAGCUCCCAGCCAGAGGAACACUCCUGCCUGGCCGUCGGCAGCCCCGGCGCAUCUGCCUCCCCAGGGUCCUGCCCCCACUCUGCGGAGUCUGUUGGGGAGCCCAGGGUGCAGAAGGGGCAGGGGCCCACGCGUGCCUUGCUGGUGGACAGGGCCUCCUCCCCAAUCCUCACCCUUAGUGCCAGCACCCAAGGGUCGGGCUCCCCCCCAGGUGCUCUGUCUCUCUCAGCCCCCUCAGCUCAUUCCCUUGAAGGCUGCCAGAAGCUCGUCUCCAGCCCCAGCCUUCCCCUGUGCCCCCCCAGGCCUGCAGUGGGUAACUAUUCUCAAACCACUGAUGAGGCAGGUGGCUCCCAGAGAGCAGGGGCUCCGUGUGGGGAUGGUAGGCGUCCCUCAGAAGGAGCUGACCUCAGGUCUUUCCCUGGGGUGAGCUCCCGAGGCAGCCUGCCGCAGAGCGCAGAAUUCCAAGUCUGCUUUGUGGCGCAGCCCCCACAGCAGCGUCCGCCCAGGACCAGCGCUGGGGUCCAAAGCGGACUGCUGCCCCCACCACCGAGGAGCAGGAGCCAGAGGCUGGCCGAUGUCUUUGUGCCUGGGGACACGGACCCCCUAGGGUGUGGGCCACGGAGCAGCCAGGGGCUGAGUCGAGGGCAGAGCAGGACAGAGACAGGGGCUGACAUCUCAGCAUCCCCAGUGGAGCCACAGCCUGCUCUGAACGCUUCCUCUUCGUGGGAAGGCUUCCAGCACCGCAGCCCCUGCCCUUUCUCUGAGUUGAUGGACAGCCCAGGGCUCCAGGGUUGCAUCUUGGGCCAGAAGGAGGCCUGCCUGCCUGAGGGACCACCGCACCCCAGUUCCCAGAUGUGCAUGGCCCCUGAGCCUCUGCAUCACGGUCUGAGGGACCUCCCGGUGCAUAACAAAUUUAGCAGCUGGUGUGGGGUUCAGGAUGGCUCUCCUUGGGGGCUGGGUGUGAUGGAUUUGCUGGGGACCAGAUGUGAUCGCAGCUCUAAAGAGCAAGGACAGAGGCCCCCACAACCUCCUGAGGACCAGGGCCAGGUGCCUGAGUGGUGCUGGAGGGAGCAGAUCCCCCUGCAAGUUGGGGCCCAGAACCUCUCCCUCAGCGUGGAACUCACAGAAGCAAAACUGCACCACGGCUUCGGGGAGGCAGACGCCCUGCUGCAGGUGCUGCAGAGCGGGACCGGGGAGGCGCUUGCCGCUGAGGAGGAGGAGCGCUAUGUCGGCCCAAAACACACCGCAGAGAACCUCCGGAGGGAGCGGGCUGAGCGACUUCAAAACUUCCGCCGGACUCGAAGCCUCAGCCCCCAGAAACAACUGAGCUUCCCUUCCAACCGGGAUCUCCCUACCCGAGACUUUGACCUGCCCAGCAGGCGACGAGAAUACCUGCAGCAGCUGAGGAAGGAUGUUGUGGAGACCACCAGGAGCCCAGGGUCAGCAUCAAGGUCUUCUCACCCACCCUCUGACAUAGAGCUGAUGCUACAAGAAUACCAGCGGGCCCGUGAGGAGGCCAAGAUGGAGAUUGCCCAGGCCCGGGACCGACUGCGGGAGCGGACUGAACAGGAAAAGCUGAGAAUCCACCAGCAGAUCGUCUCCCAGCUGCUGCGGGAAGAAGAAAAACUACACACCCUGGCCGCCUCCAGCUCCCGGUGCACCAGCUCCGAUGGAAGCCUCUCCUCUGGUGUCACCUCCGGCUACAAUAGCAGCCCAGCCUUGCCAGGCCAGCUCCAGUCCCCAGACAGUAUGGGGGACACAAACUUGCCUGAUUCCAGAGACUCCUGGAUAGCAGAUGUGCGGGGCCGCUCUGCAGUGAGGAAGAGUCAGCUGAAACUGGCGGAGCCUGCCUGGAAAACCUUAGCCUACAGCCGCAGAGCCUCCCUGGGCAGUUGCUGCUGUUCUCCGUCCAGCCUGUCCAGCCUGGGGACCUCCUUCUCCUCCUCCUACGAGGAUCUGGCCAAGCACAUCGUGGACAUCUCUAUGGCUGAUGUAAUGGCUGCUUGCUCAGAUAACCUGAACAACCUCUUCAGCUGCCGAGCAGCAGCCGGCUGGAACCAUCAGGGCAAGGAGCAGGAGGUGCAACUAUACUACAAGGUGUUUUCUUCUACUCGGCAUGGCUUCCUGGGAGCCGGCGUGGUGUCCCAGCCGCUGUCUCACGUGUGGGCAGCUGUGAGUGACCCCACCUUGUGGCCCCUGUACCACAAGCCCAUCCAGACAGCGAGGCUGCAUCAGCGGGUGACCAACAGCAUCAACCUGGUGUAUUUGGUCUGCAAUACCACCCUGUGUGCACUGAAGCAGCCACGGGAUUUCUGUUGUGUCUGCGUGGAAGCCAAAGAGGGGCGACUGUCUAUCAUGGCAGCUCAGUCUGUAUACGAUGCAUCCAUGCCGAGACCCAGCAGGGAGAUGGUCCGAGGGGAGAUCCUGCCCAGUGCCUGGAUCCUGCAGCCCCUCACUGUGGAAGGGAAGGAGAUCACCAGAGUCAUCUACUUGGCCCAGGUAGAACUCGGUGCUCCAGGAUUCCCCCCUCAGCUCCUAAGCUCCUUCAUCAAGCAACAGCCGCUGGUUAUAGCCAGACUGGCUUCCUUCCUUGGUAGUUAGCAUCUCAUGGUCAAGAUGGUGCUCCAGGACGUCCCAGAGAUGCUGGGGCAGUUCUUGUUACUCUCUGUAUCCUGAUGCAAGAAGAACCGAGGCUACCUACUGUGGCCGACUGGGCAGACAGCACUCAGCCCCAAGUUCCCAGCGAACCUGAUCAAUACUUGGUCACAGCUGGCACUUCUGCAGAGCAAGGGGGCCUGAGCUCCUGGCUAUCCAGAGUGAAUGAAGCUCAACUCACCUUUUUGGACUUCUCACCUUUCUUUCCUGUCUGGGACCCUACGGCAUACAGGCCACUCGAGGAUCAGGACUGGGCCUGAGCUGGGAGACUGCAGUGCUCUGACAUGGUGCUUACUUAGUUCGGUGCAGCCCUUGGCCUGGUGGGGAAGCAAGCAGCCAGUGGCCAAGACUCUGCUCAGAAUCUGCCUCCAGAAUUCAGCUACACUGUGGGAUGGAGUGUAAGGAAACAGAAAACAGUUUAAAAAACAGCUGCACAAA